Messenger RNA from Synchiropus splendidus (mandarinfish), 4658 nucleotides. RefSeq names its product genetic suppressor element 1-like. The transcript is spliced from 17 exons. NCBI's taxonomy places the organism in Eukaryota, Metazoa, Chordata, Actinopteri, Syngnathiformes, Callionymidae. Bases 301 to 3618 code for a protein of 1105 amino acids. The record is from RefSeq and is a predicted model, not a curated record.
GACUGAAGCAUUAGAAGGAGGAUAAAGCGAGAAAAAAGGGCAGAGAAACACAUCAUUAUACCGCAAAUGAGCAAGAGGCCGCUGAAUGAAUAACAAGGAAGGGAUUACAAAGCUCCUGGCCGAGGAAAAGGAGAAACGCCAGGUUUACUAGGAGGAGAGGGCAGCAGACGCCGGCUGACCUCUCCCCUCCUGACACCCUGCAGGGGCCGCGGAGCCGGAGCCGGGAGCAGUCUGAUGACCAACUUUAACCUCUUAAACCCAACCACCUUCGUUGCUCAGUGACCUCUGAUUCUUCCUGUCAUGUUUGGAUUAAAGAGUCCACGCUUCUACCUGCCAGGUAUGAACCAUGAGUCCAACAAGUCACCGCCAAUAGGAAUGAUCACCACGGCGACCCGCACCACCGCCACCGUUAGCCCCAUCAGCCCACUAACCAAUGGGAACACGGUUCAGUCCGGAAACUCUGGCUUUGCUGCUGCCCUCCGUAAACUGGCCAAACAGGCGGAAGAUCCAAGAGGUUCUGCCGUCAGCAGCGAAUCAUCCCCGGUGUCUUCCCCGGCAACCAGCCACAGUUCACCGGUCUCAACCCCGAAGCGGGUUUCCCUAGGGCCCAUUCUGGCCCAUUCAAGGGGCCACAGCGUUCCCAGCACCCCUCCAGUGGUCACCAUUGCUCCCACCAAGACCAGCAACGGCCUGUGGAGGGCUGGACAGAGUCAAACUGAUCGGGAUCACUCCCAACAGGACAAGAGGACCCCCCCGACCCCUUCGUCUCACACACUGGCACACAGUUUUGGUCUCUCGCCCAGCGCCGUCAUGCAGGACCCCAGAAUACAGAGCCUCAGCUUACCUGGGCAGUUGCACCCAGUGGUUCCCUCCGGGGCCAUACCUGAAGAGUACCUGCGAGCGCUCCGGCCGUUCGCGACCUCAGAUGACCUCAGACUGACCUCAGUGCCCUUGAGUCUGGACCCCGCUGCUGCUGCCCACGCGGCAGCAGCCGCUGCUUACUACCACCCGGCCUACCUGCACCAUCCUCUGUCUCUGCCCAGGAUGGAGGAAUCUCUGUGUCUGUCAGCGCUUCGCUCGCAGUUCUACUCAGUGCCUGCGGGGGGCAGCUUCCCUCCAAUCCACCCCUCUGCCCUCCACUUGCACCUGCCUGGCUCUCGAUACCCUGGAGAAUUGAACCACACGGCGCUGGCUGAAAGGCUACAGAUGGAGAACGAGCUCCGCCAGCGUGAGCAAGAGCGUGAACGAGAGAAAGAAAGGGAGGCAGGGCUGGAACGAGAGAGGGAGCGGGAGAGAGAGGAGGAGAGGGAGAGAGAGCUGGACAGGCAGAAAGAGAGGCAGAGGGAGAGACAGCAGCAGAUGGUGCGAGCCGCCGAAAGCCACUACCUGGCAGAGCUGCAGGCGAGGAGGGCACCACUGGAGGACAGGCCCAGACCAGGAGAGAGGCUGACCCCGAGCAGGCUGGACAAAGCCAAGGACCUGGAGCACUCUGGAUUCCAGCCACAUAAAACCCUGGCAGUGAAGCCCGGCCUCCACCCACCCCGAGGCUCCGUCCCUCAUCCCAUGCCCAGUCUGGUGCCCUCUCACCUGGGGAAGCAUCACGCUGUGGCUGGGAGUGGCUUCCAUGGAGCUCUAGCUGCUGCCAUGAUGACUAAGAGAGCCGGUGAGGAGCACUGGUUGGCCCCGCAGCGAGGUCAAGGACAGGAGAUGGAGAGUCUCGGAGGGGAGUCCAGAAGAGAGAGUCACAGCAGAACUAGUUUAGCUCAUCAGAACUCGGGGAGCAAAGACGCGACUCCACGUAUCGGCGCCCCUCCUCCCCUCAUCUCCCCGAAAACGCCGCAUCAACCAGCUCCUCCCACUACACUGUGGAAUCCCGCUUCUCUUCUGGACACUCCGACUGAAUCGCGUCGGAAAAUGACUCCUCCCAUUCGUCCUCCCCCGGGUUUGACCCGGACAGACAGAACGCCACUGAGCUGGGGGGAGAAGCUGGAGGAGGGCGGCAGGAGGAGAGCAGACAGCUCAGAGAAGUGUCCUCCGCUGAUAGGAGGGAGUCUCGUGGAGGCAAGCGCCCGCAUCAAAGCAGAGCAGGACAGAGGUUUCCCACAUCUCUACCAGCAACACUUCUUCAACCUGACGCAGAAGUCGCCUCCUGUCCGAGAGACCAAAGCUGCUGACAGCAUGCUGGUGUUCGAUGACGUUCUCCAGCAGCACCGCAGACUGGUCAGCAAACUGGACCUUGAGGAGAAGAGGAGGAAGGAGGCCAGAGAAGGAGGUUACUACUACGACCUCAAUGACUCGUACGAUGAGAGCGAUGAGGAGGAGGUGAAAGCCCACCUGCGGAGAGUGACUGAGCAGCCUCCACUCAAGCUAGACACCACCUCAGAGAAAAUGGAGUUCCUCCGUCUGUGUGGCCUUGGCACCCUGGCUCAACGCGACGACCUUCUGGAGAGGAAGAAAAGGAAGAGGAGGAGGAUGAUGCGAGAGAGAAGCCCAUCUCCUCAAGAGAAGAAGAAGGUUUCCCGUCCAACACCCGCCGCUCGCUUGACCACUCCGUUUACAGCCGACGAGAUGGACAACACGCCUGAGCUGGAGGCGAAGAAAGACUUCCUCCAAAUGUUCAGUCUGUCGCAUGUUAGCCCCCAGCAGAGGAGAGGGAAGGAAAGGACUGAGGAGCUUCUGAAGGCCAUCCAGAAGAAGACUGUAACACUGGACACACUUCGAUACAACUCUGCACCUCUAUGUCGCACCCCUCCUGCUGCUAUCACGUCAAACGGUGACUCCCCUGCCCCUCCUUCCAGCGAGCAUCAAGGCAGUGACUCGCACAGCCCGUCCCCUCCUCUCAAGCCCAAACUUCUGCACCACAACGGCUCCUUCAAACAGUCCAGCUGCAAACCUCCACCGCUGUCUUCACAUCAGGAGAAGGCUCUGAACAAAAAGACGGUCCAGAACGGUUUGGCUCAUGUUCAGAAGAAAGAGCCAAGCUCUGUGCUGAACGGCCGCAGUCGUCCCUGGGAGAGGUUCACACCGGAGGCCUUCGCUCAACACUUCCACCAGGCGGUGCUGCAUUCCACUCACCACACACUGGAACACAAAGGUGUGUCACCCUCUUUGACAGACAUCAAAUCUGAAGAUUCCGGAUCACGGACCGUGUCUCCACCAAAGCCUCACCAGGUCCCGCUGAGUCCCCAUCUGAACGGUCACCAUUCUCCUCGGACGAGCCGCAACCCUGCUGCGCCGCAGGAGCAGCUGUCUGAGGACGAAGAUGAAGAGGAGUCUGGCCCUGAGGAAGAGGAGGAGGAAGAUGAGGUGGAGGCGCCUCAGAGGAAGUGGUCGGGAAUUGAGGCCGUUUUUCACGCGUACCAGGAGCACAUGGAUGAGUGGAGCAUUGAGCGGCAGGUUCUCCACAGUCAGUGUAAAAGGCUUGAAUCCCAGAACCUCAAUUUGACCAGAACUGCUGAGCAGCUGUCUCUCACGAUGGGGGAGCUGGUGAGUCAGAGGCAGAAGAUGAGAGAGGAGCGUGAGAGACUGCAGGCCCAGCUUGAGCACUUCAGACGGUGUCUAACACUCCCCUCCAUCCACUGGGGCAGGGGGCAAGUGAGCCAGCACACUCCCAGGUGACCACACCAGACGAAGGAGAGCGACAGGAGCAGCGCGGCUGCAGUGAGACCACUCUGCACUGGAAGCACUUGAAGAAGCCAAUCCACGUCUUGAUCCGUGCUGGACCAUCGGCGUUAAGCUACCUGGCUGGUUCCAGAAUCUCCUUAUUUAUGAAACUCUUUUCCAUCCGGUGGCUGUUUGAAUCAGGACGGUGCAGUUCUGCAUCUUCAGAGGACCGAAAAUAUUGGAUGUGAUGUGGUCAACCACUCAGAGAACCUGGGUCAAGAAAUCAAAGCACACCUCAGGCCUUAAACUUGAAAGGAUGCACUUGAACUAAAACAUGAGAUAAUACUUGACAGUCCUGCGCGGUAUUUUUGAUGUAGUCUUCACUACGAUCAGGCUAUUUGUGUGUUCAGAAACCGUACAGAGAAGAUACACUCUGACAUGUGCUCUUUGUGAUAGAGGAAGAUUUUUGUAUGGUUUUUACUGUCGACUGUGGGAAGCCAUAAGCUUUGUUUGAAAUGCUGCUGGUCAGAAGAAUAUAACAUGUUAGGAAGAUGAAGGACAAAAACUGUAUUGGUGAAGACUAAAGGUUUAUUUUCAAGACAACAUGGUGAAUGUCUGACUUGGUCUCAUGUCAACACUUCAGAACAGUCGAGCACACGUCAACACGCCUCUUAAACGGAUGUUAAUGCUCACGAUGCCAUUCUUCACUACUAAGAUGAAAUUACAAAAUCAUCCUGGCUUUAAAGAGAAACAAAUCUAGCGUGUUUAUCUAGUCAUGCAAUGUCUUUUAUUGUUUUUUUUUUGUAGGGAGUCCAAAUUGUAAUUCUUUCUAAUCAAAUCCAAACAGCUCUUUGCCUCAAGCACAAGCUUUAAUGACGGCGUUCCCACUCACCUGACUCAUCGGGUCAGCCAUGACAGACAUGGCUGUGAACCCUGCUGUUUUGAUCCACUCACUUGUUAUGUAUAGCCGUUGCGAUGGAUUAUUUAUUGAUAUAUAUUAAUGUACAUUCAUUUGGAAUUUUACAUUAAAAUAUUUGUUGAAAAACCUGUUUUUA